Molecule: messenger RNA, 3856 nt
Organism: Fopius arisanus
Lineage: Eukaryota; Metazoa; Arthropoda; Insecta; Hymenoptera; Braconidae
Gene: NLG-3
Product: neuroligin-1
Exons: 11
Coding region: 1-2130 (709 amino acids)
Biological process (GO): presynaptic membrane assembly; modulation of chemical synaptic transmission; neuron cell-cell adhesion
Cellular component (GO): cell surface; synapse; plasma membrane
Molecular function (GO): neurexin family protein binding; signaling receptor activity
Source: RefSeq, a predicted model, not a curated record
AUGCCCGACAGCAUUGAUAAUAAUCAGCAGAUUAAUUGUGACUGCAAAUUGGUGGAGCCCCGGCAAUUGCCUGCCAUUUCUGCCAAUAAUGUGACCUCUGGAGCUAGGGACGGUGCCAGCAGGAGGUACCCCGUUAUGGUAUUCGUUCAUGGUGAAAGCUACGAGUGGAACAGCGGUAACCCAUAUGAUGGCUCUGUUCUUGCCAGUUAUGGUGGUGUCGUUGUGGUAACGAUAAACUACAGGCUUGGAAUCUUAGGAUUUCUCAACGCCAACACAGACUCGCACUUGCGUUCACCAGCGAAUUAUGGUCUGAUGGAUCAGAUCGCAGCCCUCCACUGGGUCCAAGAAAAUAUCGCCUAUUUCGGAGGUGACCCGGGAAACGUAACCCUGAUAGGACACGGCACAGGGGCUGCCUGCGUUAAUUACCUAAUGACAAGUCAAGCUGUACCCGACGGCCUACUAUUCCAUCGAGGAAUUCUCAUGUCCGGAAGUGCCCUCUCCCCCUGGGCCCUCGUCCGAGGUGCUGCAGAUUACGCUAUGCAAGUUGCUAAACACCUAAAUUGCUCGUCGGCUACCCACGAUCCCCAGUCAUUGCUACGAUGCCUCAGGGAUGUAUCAGUGGAUAGUAUAAUGUCAGUUCCAGUCAAGGGAUUGGCAUUUGCACCGGCAUUUGGACCAAGUAUAGAUGGGGUUGUCAUUGAUCCGGGUGAUCCGGAGGAUCAAGAUUAUACACUACAAGUCGAUACGAUUAAUACACUCAAUAGUAUAUUGCUCAGGAAGGAUGUGAUAGCCAAAUUAUCGAGAUAUGACCUGAUGGUGGGUGUUGUUAAAUCAGAAGCCUAUUUUUCCCUGACAUCGGACGACGCUCAAUACGGAAUGGAAGCAGACAGAAGAACGAAAAUUCUCCGUGAAUUUGUCCGUAACACCUAUACAUACCAUCAGGCAGAAAUACUUGCUACGAUAAUAAACGAAUACACAGACUGGGAGCGACCAGUUCAACACCCAGUGAACAUAAGGGACGAGACCCUGGAGGCACUUGGGGAUGCCAAUACCGUUGCACCAGCUACCAGAACUGCUGAUCUACACAGCCAAUCACACAGAAAUUCCUAUCUCUACGUUUUCGAUUAUCAGACUAAGUUCGGCGACUAUCCGCAGAGACAAGGCUGCAUAAACGGUGAAGAGCUGCCGUAUCUAUUUGGUGCACCACUGAUAGGUGGCCACUCUCAUUGGCCAAAGAACUACACGCGAGCCGAAAUAACCCUCUCAGAAAGUGUUAUCCUAUACUUCACAAACUUUGCUCGCACUGGAAAUCCCAACGAGGGUACUCCAGAUCCUGGACCCUCUGGAUCACGUCCAGAGCGAACGAAACUUAAAAAUACCCUCUGGACAGCUUACGAGGCAGUUCACAAGAAUUAUCUAAGUGUUGAAACAAAAUGCAAGCUGAAGAACCACUACAGGGCACAUCGUCUAUCCUUCUGGCUGAAUCUAGUGCCAGAUCUCCAUAAACCAGGCUCCGAUGACGUUCCUCGUUCUCACCACCUCCUGGACGCCGAACAGGUACCUCCAAGGUUCAUCCAGCGCCUGCCAACGACAACGAAACUCACAACCCUCGACCUUACGACUGAACGUCAGCACAACACGACGACAGCAUCUCCAAGCGAACUAGCCUUCGAGGAGACAACGACCCAACCAGAAGACGGCUUUGCAGCGUAUUCCACAGCCCUGAGUGUGACGAUAGCCAUCGGUUGCAGUCUCCUAAUCCUGAAUGUCUUGAUCUUCGCUGGUGUGUACUACCAACGAGACAAAAAUCAGCACCACUGCCCUAAAAAACGCCAGGAGAAUGGUCAAAUGCCGAAUAAUAUAUGUGGCGAGUUGGAGACUAAAACAGCGGAACGCCACCACAUCCAGCACAUGCCACCGCCAGACUUCUCUGAUCUCCAGAAUAACACGUGUCUCGUACCAAUGCCCCCACCACCCCCGAAGAACACUAAACCAGCGAAACCAGUUCAAGGGCAGAACCUGAUAAUGAGCCCCAAUCAACUCCAGCAGGAGAGCAUGCAGAUGACGACGGUAGGAACCUUGAAAAAGGGACACAAUCACCAGCAGAUCAUGGAGGAACUGAGGGUCUGACUCUAGGAAAACGGCUCCUAGGGCUGUGCUCGGAUUCAAGUGUCGUCGAUGAUUAUGGAAGAGACCAGUGAUUUAACAGCUAGUGGACACGUUUUUCUACUGCCAUGAGGCAAUUAUUUAUCCCAUAUGGCCUUUGAAAUUCAUCCUCGAGGCUCUUGAAGUUCAGUGAUUGAAAACUCGACAGUUAUUCAAGAGUUUCGUCGGAGUCAGUCUGAGGGGAGAGUAAUUCAUAGAAUCUUUUGAGUGUCGUCUGAAUUGUUAACUCGAAAAACCAGAGGAAUUUUACCAACGAAUGAUUUCCAGGAUAACUCCAUAGUUAGGAUUUUCUACCGUAAAUUAUCCUCUGGAUUUCUAAUGAAACAAUUUCCAUCCUACACCCGCAUGGAGUUCACACGAUAAUCCAGAUUAUUUAAUCUCACAACUCAUAUUUUAAAAAUUAUUCAUUCCAUUAACCCCUCCCCUCGAAUUAACUCACGAAUUUCAUCCUGCCACGAUGUUUAGUGGAGCGUCUAAUCGCGUAAUAAACAAUGUAUAGUGAUUAUCAGAGUAUGAAACAAUUGUAUAAAAAGCCAUACGAUGUGGUGACUCUGGACGUUUAAUGAUAAUUAGUUUGUACGUGAUGGAGUGAAUGCAGUGGAGUGUCAAAAUGAGAUAAGAAAUAAUGGAGCGAGACAAGUCAUCCCUCAAGACUGGAAAAUACAAGGGGUGGUAUUUAAAUUUCAUUUGUAAAGCUGUUAUCACCCUAUUCUGCAGUCAAAACCGCGCAACAUUAAGAUGCAACGGAAGUGGGCGGUGUCUCGGAUCCACAACGGCGCAGGUGCAGCAGAAUGAAUUCUACUCGUCGAAAGGUGCAAAAAAUUCAGAAAGAUCCUUUCGGUGUUCCCCGAAUAUCUCAAGACCGAGUGAAGAUGGAAAAAAAAUUAUAGAUACAUUUUUGUAGCACUCGUUUCGCUCCACGAAAAAGAUCCCACACGAAUGGGCGUAUCUCCAUCGGAUCCGGAAGUAUCCAUCGAAAACUCGGAAAAGAUAAAGUCGUCGUAGUCGAUAUAUCUCGUUCUGUCACUUCGCUAUUGAAUGGGCUAUGGGAUCGUGUGGGUAUGAGUGAUGAAUGUCACAUCGAUUUGCACCAGUGUACAUAGGUAUAAGUAUCCAAGGAAAAAAGACGAAUCGUAAAUUGUACGGAGGAAAAAAAUAAGGAAAAAAAAACCCGAAGAACUUUUCUCCGUGCAACAGCGGUGAAACACGACGCUUUGUACAGUUAUACGAUAAAUGUAGACAGUUGUUGAACUACGUGAAAAAAGAAGAGAAAUAAGAGAUUCUGUUAAGAUUGGAUUGCCACUGUUGCGCGGUGGAUAUUUAUCGAGUUUUUGUAAAGACGAAAUUAUUCAUUUUUUUUUCGCAAUUCAUUAAACUUUGAGAGGAUGAAAAAAAUGGUUGAGUGAGAAAUAUACAUAUAUAAAUCGAAUUGAGGAGCAUUGACGUUCAUUUCGACGUGUUGUUUAUUUUUGAGGAAUUCUAUUUCAAUUUUUCAAUGUAAGGAAUUGUAUAUAUCGUCUUUGUUAAGAAUUGAAUUGAAAUUUUAACGAUGUCAAGAGAAUACUGUGGAAUUGUCAAUUAUUUUGACAGACCUUGGAAAUCAUCUCGGGAUUGAGGGACGAGGGGAGGUAUAUUAAUCUCCCCUUCCCAAUUAAUCAUUAAUUACCAAUUUUUUGUCCCAAAUUUAAUA